AUGGAUGUUGGUGCGAAAAUGCCCUUAUUUACGAAUGUAUCGGUACUCGUAAUCGCUGCAUUCUAUAAGGCAACGCACGCUAUCCUUUACAAAUUAAAGUUGAAUCAAUCGGUAACAACUAUCCCGACCGUCGGUUUCAAUGUGGAAACCGUAACAUACAAAAAUGUUAAAUUCAAUGUUUGGGACGUUGGUGGACAAGAUAAGAUUCGACCACUAUGGCGCCAUUAUUAUACCGGCACGCAGGGACUAAUUUUUGUUGUUGACUCGCAGGAUCGUGACCGAAUAGAUGAAGCACGCCAAGAAUUACAUCGAAUUAUUUCAGAUCGCGAAAUGCGGGAUUGUUUGUUAUUAGUCUUUGCGAAUAAGCAAGAUUUACCAGGAGCAAUGUCUCCUGCUGAAGUUACCGAGAAACUGGGUCUACAUCGUAUGAGCCAAAGAUCUUGGUAUGUGCAUCCUUCAUGCGCGACCACUGGUGAGGGUCUUUUCGAAGGAUUGAAUUGGCUAAGUCAAAAUGCUAAGGCAAAAUAA
This is a messenger RNA of Ambispora leptoticha, 528 nucleotides long. Lineage: Eukaryota; Fungi; Glomeromycota; Glomeromycetes; Archaeosporales; Ambisporaceae. The record is from the annotation of a GenBank genome assembly.